UGCAGUAUCAUUUGUGUUGUGAUUGUCGCUACCGGAAGAUCGCAACGAUACGUUCCAGUAACCAGGAUAAAGACCAACCAAAGGAUAUACAACAUGAUUAGAGCUAGCGGUUUCCUGUCGCUGCUGUUUGUGGCCAGCGCCUUGGGCGGCGUGAUCGAGGACUUUGAGUAUUUAUCGGUUAGCGAUAUGUGCGAUCUAUUGCCACAGGACACGAGCUUCCUGCGACCAAAUACCUGUGACAACUGGGUGCGAUGUGCCACCAACUACAGCUUACUGGAGCAGGGUGCCUGUGCCGCUGGACUCUACUACAACAAGGAGCUGGGUCGCUGCAUCCUGGCCUCAAGUGCCGUCUGCCCAUAUGCUGGUGUCGUUGUGGAGAAGCCAAAGAACUUGUGUGCCAAUGAGACGGAGGGAGCCUUUAUUGUGGAUCCCAGUAGCAGCGAUUGCCACGGCUACAUCCUGUGCAAGGCCAACAAACAGAUCCAGGCCAACUGCCCCAGCCAGCUGGUCUUCCAUCCCACAUCGAGAUCCUGCGUGUACGAGACCCAGUACAGCUGUCCAAUUAGCCAGACAAAGAAGACGAGUCCCGCUUGCCGAUCACUGGCUAAUAACACUCGUCUGGCCGAUCCUGUCCACUGUGAUCAGUACUACGAGUGCGUCAGCGAGAUCCUGCACAGUCGUUCCUGUCCAGCUCAGACUGCCUACGAUGCAGAUCUCGGCUAUUGUGUGGAUGUCGCCGAGGUGACUUGCUAUGAGACAGCUGUCUUGCCAGAACCGGAGGACACCUUCUGUUUGGACAACGCCACGCAAUCCGCACGCGUUGGCUACUUUGCCGACGAGGCUUCAUGCUCCCACUACUAUAUCUGUGGAAAUCCCGUGGCCGGAAAGCACGAUACGGAGCCCAAGCAUCUGAGCUGCCCCUUGGGUCAGUACUUUGACUUCGAGAAGCUCUCGUGCCGGGACAGACUCAACGUGCGUUGCCAGCUGGACAGGUGUGUGGGCACCAAUCUGGCCUACGUAAACGUGGCCGGCGAUUGCCAGAGCUACGGACGCUGCUCUGGCGGUUUGACCGUCAGUUUGGGACAGUGUCCAACUGGAUAUUACUUCGAUGAGCGUAACCAGGGAUGCACUCAAACCAACUACCACUACAUCGCCUGCUCCGUCUAGGCUGUCCAAUACCCUUCCAAUAUCACUUACUAUUUAAAGUCCUAAUAAAUCGAUCCAAAUCAAGGUGGAGGUCAAAUGCAAUGUA
Molecule: messenger RNA, 1252 nt
Organism: Drosophila eugracilis
Lineage: Eukaryota; Metazoa; Arthropoda; Insecta; Diptera; Drosophilidae
Product: peritrophin-48
Exons: 2
Coding region: 94-1167 (357 amino acids)
Cellular component (GO): extracellular region
Molecular function (GO): chitin binding
Source: RefSeq, a predicted model, not a curated record